AUGGGUCUCAAUAAUCCAAUUCCAAGAAGUUUGAAGAGUGAAUCAAAGAAAGCUGCCAAAGUUCUUUCGUCGUUUAUAAAGCCGAACCAGGUUGCCGGCCCGGAUCAGAUCAUUCCUCCAAACAUUUUGAAGAAUGCCAAAGGACUUGCAGUCAUCACCGUUUUAAAAGCCGGAUUUCUUUUCUCUGGGAGAGCAGGUUCUGGUGUUAUAGUAGCAAGGUUGCCUGAUGGAAGCUGGUCUGCACCAUCUGCCAUUGUCACUGCAGGAGCAGGUGUAGGGGGUCAAAUUGGUGCAGAAAUCACUGAUUUUGUUUUCAUUUUGAAUUCAAAAGCAGCGGUUGAUUCUUUUGCUCAAUUGGGUUCAAUUACCUUGGGUACCAAUAUAUCUGUUGCUGCAGGUCCAUUGGGUAGAAAUGCCGAAGCUGCAGGUACUGCUUCAUUGAAGAGUGCUUCAGCCGUUUUUGCCUAUUCUAAAACCAAAGGUUUAUUUGCAGGUGUUUCAUUAGAAGGUUCAGCAAUUGUGGAAAGAAGAGAUGCAAAUCGUAAGUUUUACGGUCCUAAUUGUAAAGCAAGAACUAUUUUGGCCGGCAGAGUUGAUAUUCCACCUGCUUGUGAUUCCUUAAUGAGAGUUUUGGAAAGUAGGGUUUUCAAUAAUAGAUUACCUUAUGAUGACGAUGAAUUUUAUAAUGAUGAUUAUUACGAUGAUAUCCCUUCUCCAUCAGAAUUCUCAGAUACAACCUCUGAAUAUUCAUCAAGAAGAGGUGAAAGAAGAAGAGGUGGUGCAGCAGGUAUCCAUUCAAUGGGUAGUAGAAGAUAUAGUGAUGAAUAUGGCUACUCUGAUGAUGAUUAUUCUGAUGAUGAUUCUUAUUCAAGAGGUGAUUACAGCAGAUAUAAUAGAAAACAUGGUGGUGCAAGUGGUGGUAGCUCAACAAGAAAGGCUACCAAUUCUCGUAGAUCAGCUUGGGAAGAUGAUAUUUAUGAUAAUUCCGCUUCAACCAAUUCGAGAAGACGAACAAAUAGUGAUGUUGAUAAUUUAAAUUCUAGAUUUUCCAAUACUAGAAUAAGCUCAAAUGGGGCAGGUAGUCCGUCAAGACCUUCAUCUUCUAAACCAUCAUUUGGAGGUUCAAGCUCUGGUGCUAAUGGUAAUCAAGCAAUAGCAUUAUAUACUUUUAAAGGUGAACAAACUGGAGAUUUACCAUUCAAUAAAGGUGAUGUAAUUGAUAUUUUGAAAAAAUCAGAAACCUCCGAUGAUUGGUGGACUGGUAGAAAUAACGGUACUACCGGUAUAUUCCCUGCGAAUUAUGUCCAAUUAAUAUAA
Molecule: messenger RNA, 1317 nt
Organism: Hyphopichia burtonii NRRL Y-1933
Lineage: Eukaryota; Fungi; Ascomycota; Pichiomycetes; Serinales; Debaryomycetaceae
Exons: 2
Coding region: 1-1317 (438 amino acids)
Biological process (GO): actin cortical patch localization; actin filament bundle assembly
Cellular component (GO): actin cortical patch
Molecular function (GO): actin filament binding; phosphatidylinositol binding
Source: RefSeq, a predicted model, not a curated record